Messenger RNA from Macrosteles quadrilineatus (aster leafhopper), 439 nucleotides. RefSeq names its product bone morphogenetic protein 1-like. The transcript has 4 exons. Gene Ontology annotation, biological process: proteolysis. Gene Ontology annotation, molecular function: metalloendopeptidase activity. Lineage: Eukaryota; Metazoa; Arthropoda; Insecta; Hemiptera; Cicadellidae. The record is from RefSeq and is a predicted model, not a curated record. Bases 101 to 415 code for a protein of 104 amino acids.
UGACGUCAACGCUGAAACAGAUUAUUAUGGUAAAGAUGAUGAUAUUAUUCCUCCUCAACUUUCACACUAUCCCAGGGACUAUUCAAGCUCAAAUGAAGACAUGGAACCUGCAGCCACUUUUUUACAUACGCCCGUUUUGGACCUAAAAUGGCCAAACGCCACUGUACCGUAUGUUUUUCAUCAUAACAUGAGAGACUCGGACCGCAAACAGACCGUCAAAGCCAUGAAGGAGUUCCACAAACACAGUUGUAUAAAGUUUAUUGAGUGGACGGGAGAACCUGAUUAUAUUGUAAUUGAAUACUCAAUCCGAGGUGAAUGUUCGUCCCACGUAGGUAGACAGGGAGGACCACAACCCCUGUACCUCAGUCCUCGGUAUGCUCGUAGUGUAGGAGUGGCCAUGCAACUUCACACAUGAACAUGUGAGGUGAAUGUUCAUCCC